UGAGAACUGAUGCCAGAAAGCACGGAUUCGAUUCCCGGCCCUGCCACCUAUUAGAGGCAAGAUGUUGGCCUGGUUAUUUAAUCUCUCGCAUUGGGAGAGCCCCAAGCACCGGGUGGUUCGGAGGAACCAGCGAGGUAAUGGUUGUAAGAGGGCCUCUGCCUGCUGGACCGCGCCGUCUAAGGGUGCAUUAGCUCCGUUACGCCCGCCCUCGCCGCUGCGCGAGGCAGAGCCCUCGUCUUACCCGCUCCCGCGGCCGCCGCGGCGCGCCGGAGCCGCUAAUGGGAUUUAUGCUAAUGGCAGGACGCGGAUGGCCGGUCGAGCGCGCUGCCCCGGCGCCCCCGCGCCCCACCUCGCGUCAGGCGGGCCGCCUGCCCAGAAGUCGCGACCGGGGAACCGGCGCCGUCGGUCGCUGGGCAGUAGGGGGGCGGGGGGAUGGGAAGGCCUGGCUGGGCUGAAGAAGACGCGGCCCCAGCGGCGGGCCGUCUGGUUGCCGCCCAGUGUUUGUCUUCAUCCUCUCUCCCCAUUUCGGCUUUUAUCUCCCAGUUCCUUCUCAUUUGCUCUCCAUCUCUACGGGUCUUACUCCCUACCUCCAUUCGAGAAUUCCUGUUCCCUUUGUCAAUUGCACCAGCACGUGUGGAGCACUUCUGCGUUCCAGGCAGUGCGCUGGGCGCGCGGGCUUGUCUCUGCAUCAGUGACAUAAGGAGUGGUUUGAGUCCAUCGUUCCCAAAUUUAGAGGCCUCGGAGUAAUCACAGGAGAUUUAGCCCCUGGCGCCAUAAAGACUAUGAGUAACCCAUCUGUGUGUAACUGAUUGACUAUGUGUAACUGUAUGAUUGCUGGGGGAUGAAUAAAAUGCAAAUGAGUUUUAA
Messenger RNA from Cervus elaphus (red deer), 867 nucleotides. Its product is annotated as DDB1- and CUL4-associated factor 10-like. NCBI's taxonomy places the organism in Eukaryota, Metazoa, Chordata, Mammalia, Artiodactyla, Cervidae. The record is from RefSeq and is a predicted model, not a curated record. The coding region runs from base 62 to 700 and encodes 212 amino acids. The transcript has 2 exons.